GGAACAUUUACACACACAGAAUACAUUCAAAAAAUAUUUUAUUAUGCACGUGUGAUAAUUUAUGCACAGAAAUUAUUUGGUCAUACAUCUUUGUAAUUCAUAGUCAUUCCCAACAGCCAUAACAGACACACAAAUUCAAUGCAUCACAUUAUGUGGUUCAGAUACAGUUGCCUGUGAUUAUACACUUGGCCAGUAGGUAGUUUCGUGAGCACAUGAAGCUUCGAGAAAUGAACCCUUUCUCGAACCAAUUGGCUGAAGUGGUUCGAUGCCUCAUGAGGCUUCAUCUCACCAUCACUAGUUCAUAUCAACGCGCUUAAUAUGGGACUAUCCUUUGCACAAGUCGUCUUUCCGCCUUUUCUCCUGACUGACCUGACAAGAUGCAGCAAGAUUAACGCCGACUCAUACCAACUAAAUGACUUGAUUGAUCCUCGGGCAGUUCAAACCUAAAUGGAUUAUUUCUUCGACGACCUCUCGCUGCCCUCCGCCUCACGGUCCUCCUCCAGGAGCGGACAUGAAGAGCCUCAAAUGACCGACAAGUCGAUGCAUAUGACAGGAGACGCCGACCCAUCAAGAGGGAUGUCCUCCAGCAUGAGCAUGACUGAGAGUGAAGAGCAGCACAGCAGCUCAAGUAUAGAUGACAUCAGCAGGAGAGCUCAGGAACUAGUGGAAAAGAUAAAUAACAGCCGCACCACUGACCAGAAAGUGUUGGACAGCUUCCAGGAGAAGUUAAUGGAAAAGGUGAUGGAGAUGUGUCAGCAGAUGAAGGAUCACAUGUACACGAUCUACGAAGAGAACAGCAACGAGAUGCAGGUGAAGCUGCAGGAGUUGUCCGAGGUGCUGGAAAGCUGCACGAAGCUGAACAGUGAGCUCACAGAGGCCACCCAGGCGCUGGGAAGUCUCAGAGGGGGCCUGGCCAUCAGCGAGACAUCAGAUCCCUGAUAAACUCGCUAUUGCUGUGAUGUUUAUAUUGUUUUUUUUACUAGUUCCGAAUUAGUCAAUGUGUUCUUUAGCUUAUUGUGUUGAGUAUUCAGAAUAGUUUACUUUUAUCGAAAUGCACGAGUGAAUAAGAUUACUCUUUUCCCAGACUGCGUCUUUGUUGUGAGGACAGUAGUGCACUUCACAGCUCAUGAUUGCAGUCAAAGAAUACAAAAAGUACACCUGAAAACAUGUUUUAUAUAUAUGUACAAUUUCAGUAUCUGUUGAUACAAUUAAUAAAACUAACGAGAACAAAAUAAACCUCAUUAUUCGUCUCUCAGGUGUCAGCACAGGUGAUAAUUGGCUCUUCGGACCGACAGUAACUUACAUAAUAUGACAUUAAAUAAGAACAGAAGAUAAUUUAGAUUUCUAAUUUGGUAUCUUUUACAUAUCUCAGCUACAGUCACUCGUAUUGUAUAUUUCCACAAAUUCAAAAGCCAUUUAUUUACAUAUUAUCCAUUUAUCACAAAAUAAA
Messenger RNA from Pseudoliparis swirei, 1450 nucleotides. RefSeq names its product synaptonemal complex central element protein 2 (gene syce2). Lineage: Eukaryota; Metazoa; Chordata; Actinopteri; Perciformes; Liparidae. Gene Ontology annotation, biological process: synaptonemal complex assembly. The coding region runs from base 448 to 939 and encodes 163 amino acids. The record is from RefSeq and is a predicted model, not a curated record. Gene Ontology annotation, cellular component: central element. The transcript has 5 exons.